AUGCCUAUCCGUGCCCAUUGUACCAUCUGUUCUGAUUUCUUUGACAAUAAGACUGAUGUUGCAGCUAUUCACUGUGGACAUACUUUCCAUCAUUUGUGUCUCAUCCAGUGGUUUGAUACUGCACCAAGUCGAACCUGUCCACAGUGCAGAAUCCAGAAUGAACUAGAUAGGGUGAAAGCUCAGCUAUCCAUGAAAGAGAAAGAAAAACGAGAUUGUCAAUCUAUUGUAAAUGCAUUGAGAGAGACACUGGAUCUACGUAAUGCCACUGUAGAAUCACUCCAGAAAGCUAUUUCUGACACGGAAAUGCUGUGUUCUACACUCAAG
Molecule: messenger RNA, 324 nt
Organism: Thamnophis sirtalis
Lineage: Eukaryota; Metazoa; Chordata; Lepidosauria; Squamata; Natricidae
Source: RefSeq, a predicted model, not a curated record